Pelodiscus sinensis (Chinese soft-shelled turtle) is the source of this 2906-nucleotide messenger RNA. RefSeq names its product neurexophilin 2 (gene NXPH2). Lineage: Eukaryota; Metazoa; Chordata; Testudines; Trionychidae. Gene Ontology annotation, molecular function: signaling receptor binding. The record is from RefSeq and is a predicted model, not a curated record.
GUGCCGGGGCGUUGAUGCUUCCCCAUCUGUGCUUUGCUUAAGGUGAGCGCAGUGGUAUGUCCCUGUACUCAGUCCUGCCCCCCAAAGUGGAGAUGUGCAAGAUCCAAGUAAGGAGACUCAUCUCCUAGACGCCAAGCCAGGAUGAGGUACCUGCAGCCCCUGCCGCUGAUGGUGGUACAGAGCUUCCUUCAGCUUAUAUUUUGUGACACUAAACAAAUAGUCCAUGCUGCAGAAGUGCUGGAUUGGGAAGACAAAGAUGCUGCAGAGACAUUGGUCAACAAUGUUGUUAAUUCCAGGAUCAUCAAUCCUUUACGACUAUUUGUUAAGCCAUCUACAGUGUUGAAACAUGGCCAGAUGUCAUACUCAGACAGCAUAGAAAACUUUUGGGAUUGGUUAGCCAACAUCACUGAAGUUCAAGAAUCUCUUGCACGGACUAAGCGCAGACCGAUAGUAAAAACUGGGAAAUUCAAGAAAAUGUUUGGGUGGGGUGACUUCCAUUCCAACAUCAAAACUGUAAAACUAAACCUCCUCAUAACAGGGAAAAUUGUUGAUCAUGGCAAUGGAACCUUCAGUGUUUAUUUCCGACAUAACUCAACAGGACUGGGAAAUGUUUCUGUAAGUCUGGUGCCACCUUCCAAGGUGGUGGAAUUUGAAUCAUCUCCUCAGUCAACACUGGAGACCAAGGAAUCCAAGUCCUUCAACUGCCGAAUUGAGUAUGAAAAAACAGAUCGGGCUAAGAAAACUGCCUUGUGCAAUUUUGAUCCUUCAAAGAUCUGCUACCAAGAGCAGACACAAAGCCAUGUUUCUUGGUUGUGUUCCAAACCAUUUAAAGUUAUCUGCAUUUACAUUGCUUUUUACAGUGUAGAUUACAAACUGGUGCAAAAGGUCUGCCCUGAUUAUAAUUACCAUAGUGAGACGCCCUACUUGUCCUCUGGCUGAUGUAAUUCAUAUUCUGAGUAACUGUAGAAAUCCGGCAUUGGUCAUAAAUAUGAGUUUCCUUUAAUCUUCCUCAAAAGACAGUGCUCCCCUAUCAGGUUAAAUAUGUCUUAACAAAAAUUGUAGUUGUUUGUGCUGUUUCAUAGAUAUUCAACCUGUUUAUGUAACAAUCAUUUUCAUCUAACACAAUUCUAGCUUUGUUGUUAAUAAUAAGGGAAAUAUCAGACAUUAGCAACAUGUGACAAGGAGGAACAAGAUAAUGCAUGUGCUCAACACUGAUCUUGAAUCGAAGCAGUUUUAAGGGCUGAUUAAGAUAGCAGAUAUAAAAAGGUCUUUUAGUUGGUAUGUUGCACCUUGCACGCUGUAGGUGCUAACAAAACAAACAACAAACAACAAAAGACAGACAGCUAGGCCAGGCCUGCAAGCUAUCCACAUACAAAACUCAAUUUCAACAACUCUUCAGCUGAUGUCAACAGGACUGUUGUACACAUAGGAUUUGAUAAAUUGAGUCAUAAUAUUGAAAUAAAAUGCUUAUGCUGUUUUAAAAAAAAUUAAGAAUUGAAUUUCUAACUCUGGGUUUUGGCAGUUACGCACAGUCACUGGAAUGGAAGAGCAGUUUCUUCAAAUUCUUAACCAGUGAAAAUUCAAUGAUGUAAUCAAACAUUGCUCAUCCUUAGUCUGUUAGAUCCACUAAGUGCACAGGUUUAGUGUAUAUUUCUCCCUAUUGUUGUCAAUGUUGUUUUGAUUUAUACUCAGAUUUUUACAUUUAUAACAGUGCUAGUUUUACAGUGGCAUUAGAAUAGAAGUGUUCCUUGGAAAACGUGGUCCGUGUUCAAUGGGUCCCAGAAUAAAUUUCAGAGAGUGGUUUCCAUUUAAAGAAAAGCAUUUACCUUAACAUCUUGCUGUCCAGCACAUCUUGAUUUAUUACCUUCCUGGAAAUGGAAAAGAUAAGACUAAUACCCUAAUAAAACAUGCCUUUUCAUGAAUCCUAGUUAAACUAGUAGUAUAGUGAUGCAACUUUAAAGAUAUGAAGAUCACAAUCCCUGAAAAAGAAAAGCUCAACAAAAUCUAGAUAUUACCCCUCAUGUAAGAUUACAAACUCCAUCAGUACAGCACAUUUCAACAUAUGUCUACAUCCUCAGCUGGUAUAAAUUUACACCACCAGAGAAUCUUGCACUAUAUGCUGAUUAUGUAGGAACUGAUACUACUCCCCCUGCAGUCAAUGGCAAAAUCAACUCCAACUGCUCAGGAUCAAGGAAAAAUGACAUAGGUUUGUUUUUUUGUUAUUACUUUUAACAAUGUUGCUGAUUACCAAGAUGUGUGCAUAAAAAGAAGCCAGCUCCUGUUCCUCUUUUCUGAUGUCACAGUUUAAGUGACUGUUGUCACUGCUCUUUGCCAAGGUUUGAAAGGGGAUUGACUGGCAAGGAGAGAGCUGUUUGUUACAUACAAACUGAUGAGCACUGCCAGAAAGGUACGUGAAGCUAAUACAUUUUGCUAAAGUGGCGGUGCUUCUUGACCAACAUGUCAUUAGAAAGGCUGUCACUCACUCGAUUUCUCUUUUCUUACUUAUUGCAAAGCCUCAUGCUGAAAAAUCCUUUGUUCAAGAAAAUGUUUAAUCUGUUUUUGUCUUAAUGAGUUUCAGAUGGGUUUCAGUUUUUACUUUACUGCUACUGAUACCUACAUAAUGUUCUGUUUUGUGUUCUGUAUAGGGUGUCUUAGAUUUAGCUGUAUAUAUGCUAGCAUUUAUUACUAUAUUCUAUGCAUUCAAUAUUUGGUGCUUUUGUAUCUUAGUAGUAAGCCAUGAUUUUAUUGCCAUGUAGUUUUGCCCAUCUCUAUAAACUAUCUAAACUAUAAAGUAUGUAUUGUAGAGUAUGUGGAAAUCAUAUAUGUAUAUAUAUUUAAAUCCAUAUGUACAUAUACAGAAUAUAUGUGUACAUGUAUUCCAAUGUAAAUAAAGAGAGUUUGCUAAA